Messenger RNA from Trypanosoma theileri, 2664 nucleotides. RefSeq names its product surface protease GP63. Gene Ontology annotation, biological process: cell adhesion; proteolysis. The transcript has a single exon. Gene Ontology annotation, cellular component: cytoplasm; membrane. The record is from RefSeq and is a predicted model, not a curated record. Bases 1 to 2664 code for a protein of 887 amino acids. NCBI's taxonomy places the organism in Eukaryota, Euglenozoa, Kinetoplastea, Trypanosomatida, Trypanosomatidae. Gene Ontology annotation, molecular function: metalloendopeptidase activity.
AUGCGUCGUCUGUUGUGCACUGCGCUGCUCUUGCUGUGUUGUGCCUACGGGUGCAUUGCAGCUGUUGUGCAGCCGCUACCACAGAAAGGACAGGGUCCCUGGGAUACGUACACCCUCUCUGUUACUGAAACUGAACUUGAGAGGAAAAAAGAGGGUUUUCAACCCAUUCGUUUUGCUGUUUCUGCCAAAGAAAUUGAUAGGGUGUUGAAGUACUGUAAACAUCAUAAAGACGGUAAGUUGGAUGAUGCUGAAAAAGAUCAGUUAGAAUAUGGAUUUAAAAUUGAUAUUGAGAAACACGAUGAUUUCUGCGAUGAGGCGGGGCCUAACGUGGUAACACCUGAAAAGAAAAGAACGCUUUUAAGAGACGUUCUUCCUGUUGCUCUCAAACUGCACAGUGAACGGCUCAGUGUUAAGCGGGUGGAGAAGUUGGAGUUACCUUUAAAGGAGAGUGUUGAAUUUUCGUCCAAGUGCCCCAAUGUGUCAGUUCCCAAAGAGCAUAAACAAGGUAUAUCCGAUGCUGAUUUUAUGUUGUAUGUGGGUCUCACGGAGAAGUACGUACCGGUGCAGAUAUGUUCUUACGACACCCAGGAACGCCCUACAUCUGCUUUGAUUAAAUUCAUUCCCAAAGAAAUUGAUGAUACGAGGUACUUCAUUCGCUUGACUGCACAUGAAGUUGCACAUGCUCUUGGGUUUGAAAUUGAAAUGAUGAAGAAGCAUAAUGUGAUUGCGGAAGAAAACACAGGCACGAACAAAGACCAAUUGGUGGCAUCCAACGCUCUUAUUGAUAAGAAAAUGAAGGAACAAUAUGAUUGCUCUAAGGAUGAUGAUGUUGAAAUUAAAGGCAUGCCUUCGGAAAACAAGGCGUCUGAAACUGGCCCGUUACACUGGAAGCGUCUGAUUGCGAAGGAUGAGUUGAUGAGUCCGUACACCCCUGACGACAAAUAUGUGACUGGGGCGUACUAUACAUCACUAACACUUGCUGUUUUUCAUUCUAUGCCAUUCUACAGCGCCAAUUUCAGCAUGGCAGAAUCCAUGAGUUGGGGUAAGAAUGCUGGUUGUGAGUUUCUGAAGGGUAAAGACAAAGAAACGUACAAAGGAACAAAAUCCAACAAGUACUCCGAAAUGUUCUGCGAUAAAGUCGAGCCUGCUCUACAAUGCACUUCUGACCGUUUUGCACUUGGAAUGUGCUCGAUGGAGACGUCUGGGGUUGAGGUACAUUAUGAGUAUGGGGGGGUUUUUGUCUCAGUUCUCACGAAACGUAGGGAGAAUGACCUAAUGGAUGGUUAUUCCAUUAUUAAACCGAUUCCUGAGACAAGUUGUGAGGAGGAUGAGUUGGAUCUGAUGCCUGGCAGUCUUGUGGGGAAGGAAUCACGAUGUUUGAAAGGUGAGGGUCUGAAAUUGCAAAUACCAAACAAAAAGAAUCUCCCCGUUGGUGAUAUUUGUGCGAAAGUGAAGUGUGAGAAAAAUAAAGUUUUCGUCUGGUACAAUGGGACUAACGAUUGGCAAGAAUGCAGUGAUGGUAAGAAAAUUGAUGUCAAGGACAGCACAGAGUUCACAGGCGGAAGCAUCGUGUGCCCCAACUAUGCUGAGGUAUGCACUGAGUUGAAUAGCACCGUUGAUUUCUACAUUACAUACGACGAAGAUGAGAAACGCCAAAUGGAGAAAGAGAAACAAGAAGCGGAAGAUAAAAGGAAACAAGAGGAAGAAGAAAGGCAUCGCAUAAUGGCACAAGAGGCUCAUAAUGAGAGAAUCCAGAGAGACGCACAGCCAGAAGACCAGACUCCACUGCAUCCUGAUCCGAAGCAAAACACUCCAUCAAAGCCUGCGGAAGAUUCUGCUGGUGACAGCAGUGGAAAACAAUCUCUUCGUCCAUCACAGGACAGAAACCAAAGGGAUUCAGCUGGAGUGGGUCAAGAUGGGGUUGUUUCAUCUCUUCCAGCUGCACCUCAGUCACAACCUGCUAGGGAGGAGAAUCGAGCUCUCGAGAACAGUAACAACAACAAUGGUGAUGAACCACAUCAACAGCCUUCUAUAUCUGCACCAAAUGUCCCCAGUGACACCAAGACGUCUGAAAUGGAAAAGAAUUCCAGUGAACCCGCGAAGGCACAAGAUAAAGAAGUGUCCAUCUCUGAGAUGCCAACACAUGUGGUGCCGCAAGAGGGCCCCAGCGUCCCCCAGGAGCCUGAAGUGGAAAAGUUGCCCACCACUGAGACCCCGACGCAUGUCGCAUUUGAAUCCAUUGCUGCAUCGGAGCAAACUUCUUCCGUCAAGGAGGAGGGUAAGAAGAAUACAGCGGAAAACAUUGAACAAGUGCAAGAAACAAUAACAGAGUCUCCCUCACAUAAUGGGAACGGUGAAGGAAUAAAUACCACAGUUGAUACAACUCAUUCCCCAAACAGUCCUGCCACCGAUAAUGAGAAGAAUGAAACCAUUGUGAAUACUCACAACAACACAAGUAACACAACAUCAUCCAGCAUUCCAGAGAAUGUAAACGCAUCUGCUGUUCCUGCCACUUUGACAGAACUAAACAACACUCAGAUGGGACAAGUAAUAAACCAGGCGACCACCAUUGCUAUUGUGGGUGCUGACAGCAGUAUUGCCGCUUCAUACCAAAUCCCUCUUUUGCUUCUUUUCUCUGCUCUGGUGGCUCUGGCAUCCCCAUGA